Molecule: messenger RNA, 4752 nt
Organism: Cariama cristata (Red-legged seriema)
Lineage: Eukaryota; Metazoa; Chordata; Aves; Cariamiformes; Cariamidae
Product: ATP-binding cassette sub-family A member 9-like
Exons: 38
Coding region: 1-4752 (1583 amino acids)
Biological process (GO): lipid transport; transmembrane transport
Cellular component (GO): intracellular membrane-bounded organelle; membrane
Molecular function (GO): ABC-type transporter activity; ATP binding; lipid carrier activity
Source: RefSeq, a predicted model, not a curated record
AUGCAGGGGAUAUUCAAGAGAGCCUCAAAAAUAUUUCAGCAAACUCGUGCUCUCCUAUGGAAAAAUAUUCUUCUGGUGUGGAGGAUGAAGACAGAAAGUUUUCAGGAAUGGAUUACAUGGGUGGUUUUUCUCUUAAUAAUACAAACAUCAUCAAGUAUGAUAUUCCACCACCCGUGGAGAGAAAUCCCUUACAACUUCCUCGGACGAUUAGAUGAUCCAGCCUUUAACGCUACGGGAGUUACACUGGCAUACACACCUGUAACAAACGCCACCAGGCAAAUAAUGAGCAAAGUGGCUUCGGAUUCUGCAAUGACGGGUAUAAUAAUAGAAGAGAUGGAAAAUGAGAACAAAAUGGAAACAAGAGGAGUUUUGGAAGAGGAGAUUAUUGGUGUUGUUUUUAAGGAUGACUUCUCCUACCAUCUCAGAUUUCAAAGACACAGAGUGGUGUCUCCAAAUGAUGCCUUUGACUACAUCGAUACCUGCUUCAAUUUUUCGUCAAGUGAGUGCAAAGUUCCUUUGUACUGGUAUGAUGGUUUCCUAUCAGUGCAGUCCAGCAUUGAUGCAGCACUGAUAGAAAUGAAAACAAACCAUUCUGUCUGGGAAGAGAUGAAGUCAAUUAGCGGCGUUCGUCUGAAAUCUCCCUUAAUCAAAGCUGUGCGCAGACUGGAUUACAUUUGGUUCAUUAUUUACGUUAUAUUCUGCUUCUCCCCAUAUAUGUACUUUUUAUCAGUGAAAGUUGUGAGAGAGAAAAAGAAGCUCAAGGUAUUAAUGAGAGCAAUGGGUUUGCAGGAUAUCGCAUUCUGGUUAUCCUGGAGCUUGCUGUACACCAUUUACAUUUCAAUAACGGCAAGUCUGCUGACACUGAUCACGAUUAGAGGAGUCACCCCUGAUUGCAACUUUUUUGAAAUAUUUUUUUUUUAUUUCUUUUAUGGCAUAGCAUCUAUUCACUUCUGUUUCAUGCUGUGCUCAUUGUUAAAGCAGCCAGAUAUUGCCAGUUUCGUGGGAUUUGUCCUUCACAUCAUCUUUGGAUUGCUGGGCCUGUUGACGUUGUUUGAAAAACUACCACCGUCUUCAGAAUGGAUUUUUAAUCUCUUCAGUCCUUUUGUCUGUACAGCUGGCAUCUCAAAGAUGGUAAAAUUAGAAAAAUAUGGACCAGCCUUUCCACCAGAAUUGUACCCUUUCUUUAACCUAUACAUCAUACUGAACCUCGACAGCGUUUUGUAUUUGCUGUUGGCCAUCUACUUUGAUAAGGUUUUGCCUGGCAAGUACGGAGUACCGUAUCCCCCUUUGUUCUUCCUGAGACGGUCAUACUGGUGCAAGCCCAGGAGCGGGUACGUGGGAGUGCAAACUGGCAGCAAGAGCAACCACCAUCCUAACCUUAGCGAUAAUAACACUGAGCCGAUGCCUUCAGGCUUUGAUGGGAAGGAAGCAAUCAGACUAAACAAUAUUAAAAAAAUAUACAAGAAGAAGGACAAGAGAAAUGAAGCUUUAAGGGGUUUGUCUUUAAAUAUAUAUGAAGGCCAGAUCACUGCAUUACUUGGUCGCAGUGGAUCUGGAAAAACUGCUCUUUUAAAUGUGCUCAGUGGAUUUUCCAAGCCUUCAGCAGGUUCUGCAAUGAUAUACGACUACAAAGUUUCUGAAGUACAGGAUAUGGAAGGAAUUCAGGCAAUGGUUGGGAUUUGUCCCCAGUUUAAUUUGCAUUUUGAAGCCUUAACGGUGAAGGAAAACCUGAGAACUUUUGCUCACAUCAAGGGGAUUGAGCGGAAGGAAGUAGAGCAAGAGGUGCAGAAAGUUCUCACGAUGUUGGACCUCACUGACCUUCAGGACGUUCACGCCAAUACACUGAGUGGGGGACAAAAAAGAAAAUUGUCUCUUGGAAUUGCAAUUUUAGGGAAUCCCCAGGUGUUGCUUUUAGACGAGCCAACGGCUGGGUUGGAUCCCUGCUCCAGGCACCAUGUGUGGAGCCUUCUGAAGGAACGCCAGGCUGGACGUGUGACGCUUUUCACGACCCAGUCCAUGGAGGAGGCCGAUGCUCAUGCUGAUCGGAAAGCUUUCCUCUCAAAUGGGACAUUACAGUGUGUUGGCUCGUCUUUGUACUUGAAGAGAAAAUGGGGAAUUGGCUAUCGCUUAAGGUUGCGCAUAAAUGACCUGUGUGACCCUGAGCUUACAUCAUCCCUGAUCCGACAGUACAUCCCUGAUGCCACACUCAAAGGGCAGAAGGAGGGUGAGCUGUGUUAUAUGCUGCCUCUGGAAAACACUGAUAGCUUCCCAGAUCUGUUCAGCCAUCUCGAGAGCAGUCUCUUGCAGGGGGUUGUUAAUUAUGAGGUUAGCAGGACAACCCUGGAAGAUGUUUUUCUGAAGCUGGAGGGUGAGGAAGCCAUCGAUCAAGAAGAAGACGGAGACCUCGAGGAGAGGGCCCAAAGCCUCCUGGUGUUUUCCGAACAGGGGAGCGCGGCAGUGAGCGGGAUGGAGCUCUGGAGGCAGCAAGUGUGUGCCGCAAUGAGAGUUCGCUUCUUAAAACUAAAGCACGAAGGAAAGUUGCUCGGGUCCACAUUGCUGUUCUUUGUAAUAUUUGUCCUUCCAAUGCUGACGAUUUUCACUGUAUUUCAACUGUGGGAGAGCUCCAGUAGCUGGGAAGUCACGGCUAGCUUGUAUUUUCUUCCCACUGAAGAAAAAAUUCAAAAUAAGUCGACAAACCUUCUGAUCUUCAAUGAUACAGGAUCAGAAAUUGAGGAUUUCAUUGCUGCUUUGAAGACUCAAAACAUAAUCCCAGAAAUAACUCUUGAGAAAGACAUCACAAGCAUUCCGCUAUAUAAUGGGGCUAUAAAAAUAGCCCUGGAAGGCAAGAGCUACCGAUUCACGGUCAUGUGCAGUGCAGAACUCGUCAACUGUUUCCCCGUGCUCAUGAACAUCCUCAGCAACACCUUCCUAAGGCUCUUCAACUCCACCGCGCACAUCCGCGUCUGGAGUGAUCCCUUUUACUCUACACAAAGCCCAGAAAUAAAGGCUGAUAUUUUUUUCAUCUGUCUCAGCUACAUGCUGACUUUGGCUGCUGGCUUGCCUCCUCUCUUUGCAAUGAGCAGCAUGGAAGACUACAAGCUGGUGGACGUCCCGCUCUUCUGGACCCUGGUGUGCCUCAUGUUCGGGGUCUUGCUGCUCUUCAACCAGAGCUUCCCCUUGCAGACCAGCGACGUGCUGACCCUGAUCAUUUGCAUCAUUGGUUACGGAGUAUCUCUUGUCCUCCUCGUCUAUUUAAUUGCCUUUAAAUUCCGGACGGGACGAAGCAAUCGUUACAUUUGGUCUUCCGUGUUCAUUCUGGUGAAUUUCACUUUCUAUAUGAUCAGUGACCUACACGAAGCACUUUACUUCACCUUCUCUACUUUGAUUCCUGUGUUUCCACUGCUGGGCUGGUUGAUCUUCUGCACACCACGUUUCUCAUUUUAUCACAGUACUGGUCUUCUUGAGUCAUGGAAUCACGUCUUCGUAGCUGUCUUUGCACCCUACAUCCAUUGUGUGAUUUUUGCUUUUCUCCUGCGCUGUUUGGAGAUGAGAUCUGGAGAAGCAGUUACGAGACUUGAUCCCAUCUUCAGGAUCCAGCAGAGGAAAGCGGUCGCCCACCAGAACAGGGAUCCCCCUGGGGAGGAGUCUCCAGAAGUCCAGGCGGAGAGGGAGAGGGUGAGGACCACGAUGGCAUCCAUGCAGCAGGAGGAGUCGGUUAUCGUUGUCAACAGUUUGCGCAAGGAAUGGGAAGACAAGAAAGCCAGUUCCAUCUUUAAGAAAAAGAAGAAAGUUGCUGUCAAAAACCUCUCUUUUAGUGUCAAAAAAGGAGAAGUGUUAGGACUGUUAGGACCCAGCGGAGCUGGAAAAAGCACAACUAUAAACAUGAUUUCUGGAGACAUAACGGUGACUGCUGGGGAGGUGCUGCUCAAGGGCUGCGAUGCAGCUGCCUCCUCCCCAGGGCAGGGCAGCCGAGGAUGCCUGGGCUGCUGCCCGCAGAAGGACCCGCUCUGGCCAGACCUGACCGUGCACCAGCAUCUGGAGACGUACGCUGCCCUGAGAGGGAUGAGGAAAGAAGAUGCAGCUGUUACCAUCAGCCGCAUAGCAAAGGCCUUGGAUCUCCAGAAGCAUUUAAAAACCCCAGCUAGGAGGUUACCUGCUGGAGAAGCCAGAAAGCUGUGUUUUGCGCUGAGUGUCCUGGGAGAUCCGAUGGUAAUGCUUUGGGAUGAGCCUUCAGCCGGCAUGGACCUGAAAGGGCAGCGCCGUAUGGGGAAAGUGAUUCAGACCGCUGUGAAAAGCAGGGAGCGGGCAGCCAUCCUCAGCACAAAGUACCUGGAGGAGGCGGCGAUGUGUGACCGGGUGGCCAUCCUGGUGUCAGGGCAGCUGCGGUACAUCGGUUCCCUUGAUGAUCUGAAAAAGAAGUUUGGCACAAGUUACCACCUAGAAGUCAAAAUGAGGGAUGUGGGGCAAAGCGAUGCUCUCCAUGCCGAAAUUCUGCACCUCUUCCCCUCCGCAGCUCGGCAAGAAAGGACUUCUUCUUUGCUCGUCUACAAGAUACCAAUGGAAGAUGCAUUACCUCUGUCCCAGUCUUUCUCCAAGCUAGAAGCAGCUAAACAGAAUUUCAGGCUUGAGGAGUACAGCUUGUCAUUGCACACUUUGCAACAGGUGUUUGUAGACCUCACCAGGGACCCGGAGGAGCACGACCUGGAUGCGGCAUCCGACGGGGCUGUGGAGCGGAGACUGCUUCACCCCUAA